This is a messenger RNA of Pararge aegeria (speckled wood butterfly), 1521 nucleotides long. Its product is annotated as carotenoid isomerooxygenase-like. The transcript has 13 exons. Gene Ontology annotation, molecular function: beta-carotene 15,15'-dioxygenase activity; carotenoid dioxygenase activity. The record is from RefSeq and is a predicted model, not a curated record. Lineage: Eukaryota; Metazoa; Arthropoda; Insecta; Lepidoptera; Nymphalidae. The coding region runs from base 1 to 1521 and encodes 506 amino acids. Gene Ontology annotation, biological process: retinal metabolic process; carotene catabolic process.
AUGUCUAAAACCGAGAAACUCAACCCUGAAUAUGAUAUGCAGCCCUGGUUGAGGAGUUGCGAAGUGGAGAUAAAGAAACCAAUUGGCGGAGAAACAACAGGUACUAUUCCACAGUGGUUGCAAGGCACGCUCAUCCGAAACGGACCGGGCUCGAUCAAAUGUGGCUCAGAGGAAUUUGUGCAUGUAUUUGACGGGCCAGCAUUAAUACACAGAUUCGCUUUAAAAAAUGGCCAAGCGACAUAUCAAUGCCGUUUCUUGAAAACAGAUACACUCCGAAAGAACAAUAAGGCGCAGCGCAUCGUUGUUUCUGAAUUUGGUACAAAAUCCGUACCGGACCCAUGCCAUACUAUUUUUGACAGGUUGGCUUCAGUUUUCAACCCUUAUGAAUCCAUUACGGAUAACGCUGGUGUAUCAGUCUAUCCCUUCGGCGAUGAGGUUUAUGCCAUGACCGAAGUGACCAAUGUUUACAAAAUUGAUCCGGAGACCUUGGAAUCGCUGGAGAAAGAAAAUCUUUUCAAUGCGUUGAUCGUUUGUCAUACUGCGCAUCCUCACAUCAUGCCCAACGGGGACGUGUACAACGUUGGUUUGAACAUUGUUAGGGGAAUGAUGAAACAUGUUAUCGUUAAGUUUCCAUACGUUGAAAAAGGAGACAUGUUCAAAAUGGCGGAAGUCAUCCAUACAAUUACACCGAGGUGGCUUCUUAAUCCAUCUUAUAUGCAUUCAUUUGGUAUGACAGAGAACUAUUUCGUGAUAAUGGAGCAGCCACUAUCAAUAUCCCUGUUUACAAUUCUUAAAAAUCACGUGUUGAAGAAUCCAUUCUCGAAUAGUUUGAACUGGUAUCCUGAACAUGAGACUCAAAUCCGCCUAGUGAAUCGUAACACCGGCGAGGAGACUAGCUAUCGUACCGAGACGUUCUUCUUUAUGCAUACAAUCAAUACUUUCGAGAAGGACAACAAGCUGAUCAUAGACGUGGUUACAUACAAAGAUGCUAAGAUCAUCGAUGCGAUGUAUGUGGAGGCGAUAAAGGAUUUGCACAACAACCCUGACUACGGCCAAUGGUCUCAAAGUCGCCCAAAACGCAUCACUAUCCCACUUGACGCCCCCCCAAACACCAAAGUGGAGAUGGAACUGAUCGCAGAUGUGGGCAUUGAAGCAACCAGGAUACACUACGAUGUGCACAAUGCACUUCCAUAUAAAUAUUUUUAUGGAAUUGGAUCUGAAGUGCAUUCGAAAUACGCUGGCUCAAUUAUCAAAAUAAAUGCGAAUACAGGAGAAGUGAAAACAUGGCACGAGUAUCAUGGAUGUCCAAGUGAACCUAUAUUUGUUCCUCAUCCCGAUGCAAAGGACGAAGAUGACGGCGUACUGCUAAGCGCACUGUUAUGGGGUAACGAUGAUCACGCAAUGACACUUCUAGUGUUAGACGCUAAGGAUUUGAAGGAGCUCGCCCGAGCAAACUUCAAGACACCCUCGCCUGCGCCCAAUGGCUUCCACGGCUGGUAUUGGCCCGACCAGACCAUAUAA